Molecule: messenger RNA, 3072 nt
Organism: Callorhinchus milii (elephant shark)
Lineage: Eukaryota; Metazoa; Chordata; Chondrichthyes; Chimaeriformes; Callorhinchidae
Product: microtubule-associated protein tau-like
Exons: 12
Coding region: 1-1833 (610 amino acids)
Biological process (GO): neuron projection development; microtubule cytoskeleton organization
Cellular component (GO): neuron projection
Molecular function (GO): microtubule binding
Source: RefSeq, a predicted model, not a curated record
AUGAUUGAUAUCGAGGAGGAGGAGGAGGAGGAGGAGGAAGAGGAGGAGGUGAGGUCUGUGCGCCAGGCCGGUGAGGAGCAGUGGUUGCCGGUAUUGGACACCGCGGAAAGUAUUGGAGCCGCCACCAUCAGCCCGGUGCUGCUGGAGCCUCUGGUGUCGCUGAACCUGGCCCGGUGUCAGGAGGUGGUCACUGUGACCCCGGGGGUCACCCAGGAGCCCGCUGUAGCCUCAGAGCCCGCCUGGCCCCCGUUUGCCAAGAACACGCAUGCCGUUGGCGUGUCCAAGCUCAGCGUGGAAACGGCUCCUCAAGAGGGUUUUGGCGUGACCGGCUCAGAGAGCGAGGAAGAGGAGGCAAUGGAGACUCCGGUGGCUGAGGAAGCCGGUGAAGACUUCGAGACGGUUGGUGUUGACGUGACCCAGGGCCCGGGCGGGCAGGCCCCGAGUGGCCUGGGGUCCGGGUUUGAAGACCAGCCCCCCGUGGCCGGGCUCCCCGAGCCGGGAGAGAGCCACGAGCCCGGCCACGAGAUGCCAGACUCCGAGGAAAAGGAAGAAGAAGAUGGUUCAAAGUCAGCGUCACCGAAAGCUGUGCCCCACGCUGCGGGCGAAGAUGGCAGAGGCGAUAGCGGCCGUGCUGAGAACAAGCCCAAGACCUCGCCGUCUGCAAAAGCCUCCAAACCUAGGCCUCUGGCCUCUGCCACCCCUAAGCGCCCGUCGGGGGCUCCUGCCCCCAGCAACAAAGCCUUUGCCCCAAAGAAACCGUCCUCCACGCCGGCUGCCACAGCGCUGAGAGAGAACGUAGAGAAGGGGGCCGAGCCCAGGAGCAGACUGAAGAGCCCUGCCUCCCACGUGCCCAGGGCAACCGCCAAGACCCCACCCAAGCCCACCCACGCCCAGAAGGUGGCCCCCGGCUCACCCGACGUCAAGAGGGCAACAGCCAGAUCGGAGCAGAGGAGGAUUCCAAAGAAUGAAAAAGGAGACUCUCCGGCCAAGGCAGGGGGCAGCGCCUGCAGUAGCCCCGGGACCCCCGGGAGCCGCUCCCGCACGCCCUCACAGCACGUCUCGGGGGGGGUGAAGGAGGUGAAGAAGGUGGUGGCUCUGGUCCGCACCCCCCCCAAGUCCCCGGGGCCGGCCAAGACUCGCACCCCCCCUGCGCCCGUCUCCAUGCCGGACCUGAAGGGCGUCAAGUCCAAGAUCGGCUCCACCGAGAAUAUCAAGCACACCCCAGGAGGAGGCAAGGUGGAAAUCCUGUCUAAAAAAGAGGAUUAUAGCAAAGUGCAGUCUCGCUGCGGCUCCAAGGACAAGAUCAAGCACAUGCCGGGGGGAGGCAACGUGCAAAUCCUGUCUAAAAAAGAGGAUUAUAGCAAAGUGCAGUCUCGCUGCGGCUCCAAGGACAAGAUCAAGCACAUGCCGGGGGGAGGCAACGUGCAAAUUUUGAGCAAGAAAAUUGACCUGAGCCACGUGGCCUCCAAGUGUGGAUCAAAGGACAACAUUCGCCACAAGCCAGGAGGAGGCAACGUGGAGAUCAAGAGCCAGAAGCUGGAGUUUAAGGAGAAAGCUCAGUCCAAGAUUGGCUCCAUGGACAACAUCACCCACACCCCUGGGGGCGGCACGAAGAAGAUCGAAACUCACAAGCUGACCUUCCGCGAGUCGGCCAAAGCCCGGACAGACCACGGCGCGGAGAUUGUGUACAAGUCGCCCUCCGCUUCCCUCGAGGGCUCGCCUCGCCGGCUCAGCAAUGUCUCCUCCACUGGCAGCGUCAACAUGGUGGAGUCCCCGCAGCUCGCAACACUCGCCGAUGAAGUCUCUGCCUCUUUGGCCAAGCAGGGCUUGUGACUGUAGUUCUGGGGCAAGCUUUCCCCCCACUUCCCCCCAUCCCCACCCCUCUUCCCCUACCCCAUUGACCUCCCCUUCCCUCCCAGCAGCUCGCAGGUGUCUAACAUGAACUGGUUUCCGGACCGAAGCUUUGCUCCGAGUCCACUCUACCUACAAACAGGGGCCGCGAUCAGACUCAGUCCGGACACAAGCCAAGGAUUUCCGAGGUUUUAUCAGUAUUUCUCAGUUUUAAAAGGGCAGCUUUGGUGAGCGCGCGCGUGUGUGUGUGUGUGUGUGCACGUGUGUGAGUGCGUGAGUGCAUGUGUGUGCAUGUGCACCUCGUGUGUGAAGCAGAAAUUCCAUAGGCUCUUUUUCAGGAGGUGUUAAUUCUAACGAAAGAGGACUUAGGGCCUUAAUUCUGCGCCGAUGGCAACCGUUAUCCCUUUGAUCGGUAGAUUGCUGUCUCCGAGCUUUGCUGCCACCGUCAGUACAAAUCGAUUUACAUUCACACAACAACAGAUUUACCUUCGCACAACAACAACAACAACAGCAGAUUUACCUUCGCGCGGCGCCUUUCAUGUCAGGGACGAUUUCUCAAAGUGGUUCCUUACACUUAAUUUGCUUCAAACUCAGUUUUGAGCGGCUGUAGCCGUCGUUCCUCCUCACUGUGGGGGACGUACGGAACGGCGCGUGUUAUACCAGAACAUCUCAAAAGAGUUUCACGGGCAUUUUACAGUCGAUUCUGAUUCGAUCCAGUUUGUGAAACGCUUUGAGAGGUGGUGUUUUUCACCUGAAGGGCGCUGUUAGGAAUGCAGUUCACUGCACGAUUGCAAUUGCUGUGAAGUGCAGUGACUGUGCAGUUGUCGGUUUGAGAGCCAAUAACAAGGAGACUGUGGGAGGAUUGGCAGAAGUUAAGUGAAUCCAAUUUAUCAAAUCCGAGGAUAAUAAUCCUGUUCUGAAAAAGUAGUCACAAUUAAAGUUUUAGCCAAAUACUGACAAUACAAUGUUAUUUUGCUCCUCUGACGCAGAGGGUUUCCCCUACGCUGUCCGACAGAAACACGUGGAUAAAAUAAUCAGCGUUUUAAAAAAAAAAUUGUGUGCGAAUUUACGUACUGUCCCUGGUAAUAGCUUUGAUGUUGAAUAAUUGAGCAGUUCGCCUCCGAAAAGCCUAUCGAAUUCCCGCUGCACAAGGGUUGUUAUGUCGUGAGAGAAAUCCUGUUGUUACUGUAAAUACUCUUUCACAUCCUCGGGAGUGAGAGA